UGCGUCCUUGUACUGACAAACGAAACUAACAGAGAAGAACAAGCAUCAUGUCUAUGUCGGCAGAAGAAGUACAGUCAGCUCUCUCUGAGGUGAUGAAAUAUGCAACGAGAGGUGUUCACUAUGAUAGCAACAUGGAGCUGGAGAUGUUGAAGGAAAAAGUGAUUGCGUACUUCAAUGUCAGGGUGAACAUCCAUAGGACGAUUGCUGCAAAUGGAGACAAGGCAACCACAACAGUACAUCUUUUGGACCGCCUGAAGCGAACAAGAGCAGUGCAUAGCGAAAGUCAGACCGAGGAGUCAGCGUAUAGCCUGAAGGGAGUCGAUGAAUGGAUGUGUGAGGAUACAAAUAUUGACAUGUCGAUGCAACAGAAAGGAGGUGUUUACGGGACCACAGAAUUCAAGAAACUCAUGAAAUUUCAGGCGAGAAGUGCAGGAAUGGUCCAAGGGGGAACAAAGGAUGAUAUGAAGGUAAACGGAGCAGAAAUUUCACCGUUGUCAAGGAUAAAAGAGAUACCACAAGCAUCCCCAAAAGACUUCCAUGAUCUUCGAACGAUAGUUGCGGAUGGUGUAGAGUACGUUCUACUGGACCAAAUGGUGGAUUUCAUGAAGAAACCUUCAGAGGACAAAAAUAUCAUCCGUGAGGUGUUACAUGAUGUGACGGAGCAAGCAAUUGAUGCAUACGACAUUAUGGAAUACAGCAACAAGAAUGAGGAGGAUGAGCUCGUGAUGGGGACACCAUUGUGCGAAGGAACAAUCAUGGCGGUCUUGCGACAACUUGGCCAGGCGGCUUCUGAAGUGGAGAGACAAAGGAAGAGGACAAAAGUAUGGACAAUGGUGGCAAGACGUGCUUUGCUUCCACCUCAAGGAACAACACAAGGGACCGUGACAUCUGCACGCAUAGAGAUGCCGCUCUCCGCAGUCAAUCAAUCAGUGAUAACUUCAGCUCCAGGAGAGGUUGCCGCAGAGGACAUAAUCACAGGCUGGUCAUUACGAGAGGAAGUGCGUUCACGUCGAGGGGAGCAAGUGUUUGCGACUGAAGAUGCACAAGACACAAAUAAUGAUGCGGUCUCGCAAGAAGUCGAAGAUGAAGAUGGAAACAAAUCGCCUCCCACAGUGGAAGUCAGUGGUAGUGAUGUUAGCAGCGAUAAGGAUGGCGAGGAAUAUGAUCCUUAUUGGGACAUAAAGGGAGGUGGCACUCAAGUGACAAAAGAGUGGUGCCAUGGAAUAUUGAGGUUGGCACGUGUGUUUGCAGAUCUUCAUGGACUCAUACGGGUCGUGGAGAGGGAUAAAACACCAGAUGGCGGACUCCAAUGUUGGGAUGGGGGUGGAGGGGCCAUGAGCGAAGGGCAGGGAGGGCACGUUGGCCCGGGUGCGUCGCGAGUGAAGCAAGGAACCGAAUCCGAUGAAGAAGAGGAGCUGGAAGAUGGAAGUGUGGAGAUGAGCAUGAACGGUGAAAUGCGAUAUAAUCACAGUGCACUGCGUCAGACACAGGAACGGCAAAUGAUCGCGGGUGAUAAUCAGGGACAGCCGCAUCAUCAAUUCCUGGAAAAUAAGAGAGGACCGUUAGGCACGCUAAUGGAAGGAGAAGGGCGGAGCUUGCUGCUUCCAUGCGAAGAGGGAACUUCGAGAGGGGUGGGGAGGGAGGCGCAAGCAGCUGAAUAUGAGCACCUGUCCGUUCUAGGUCUGGGUGCACGUGGCGGAGGUGUAGGCGAGAUGGACGAAGGAACCCUCAUGGAGAUGGAGAGAAGGUGUACGGAAGAAAAUGCAUCCUCCUACAUGGACGGCGCUGCCUCGUCUUCACAAACUGUAAGUCAAGAGAGAACUCAGCGAGGGAGGAAGACUGUCUGGACCACAGUGGCUUCUCCAUGUGGGCGUAUGGAAGACCUGGCAGCGGCCGGCUUUGGCGAAGUAGAGGGGCGAGGACCUGAAGCAGGAGGAGGAGGAGGAGGAGGAGGAGGAGGAGAAGUAGUAGGAGGAGAACUACCGGUAGGAGGAUGUAAGGUAGGAGGAGGAGAAUCGUUAGGAUCUGGCGUCGCGCAUGCUCCAAAUGCUGAACGAAUCAACGAAUCCUUUUGCAUAGACGCGGGAGUCGAAGGGUACGGGCAAAACCACGGUUGUUCGUCGGACAGAGGGGAGCCAGGCGUCGUUUUGGCUGAGGAGUUGGAAAUGCAGCAACAGUCGUGGGUUGCCGACAACCGUCGGAUGUGUUCUUCGUCCCCAUCGCCUUUAGAAUACCCUGGUAUGGGCUCGCAAGCAAGCAGGGGGUGGGGAGCCCAUUUGUUCGAUGAGCAGAGUUUGGAGAGGAUGAGCUGGCUGAGACGGUUCUCUGGCAAGGAAGGCGAGCUCAAAGGGUUGGGAUACGAGAGAGAAACAUCUAUUAAUGUGAUCGAGAGACUAAGUGGUGGCAGCACCCGACAUGCAGUUUUGCUUGCGGAGGGAGAGGGCGAGGGAGAAGGGGCGGGCGCAGGCGAACGAGGGAUGUUCAGUCGGUCUCAUGAGGACAAAGACCGGCGUCACCUGCAAGUUGUGGAUAUGUUGCGCGGGAAUGGUCGUGAGGAGGAAGAGGAGGAGGAGGAGGAAGGGAUUGCGGAGGAGGAGGAGGAGAUGGAACAACACAGCGGAAGGAGGGCAAGAUUGGGAACCCUGAACAUGACUCCAGUGGGCUCGAUCAACGGAGGAGAUAGCUGUAAUGAGUCGGCUAGCGAGGGUCAGAACUUCGGGUGUAGGCGGGGGCUGGCAGUGGGCCUCGGAGACGGGGGAUUCACGGAUAGGGAGGACGAUACGGGGGAGCGGGAUUACCAAAGAGAGAAUGGAGGGGGGUUCAUCCAGCCUCAUCUUGCCAUGUUCAGUUCGGUGGCGGCGGGAAAUGGGGCAGGAAUGUCGAGCGGGGCUGGGCCAGGGAAUCUGGCGGGGACGUUGCUGACGCACGGGAACAGAUUGGUUGUGAGUCAUAACAGCAACACCAGCUCGUCUUCUUGCAUGGGAGGGGCUGCUCCUGCCAGCAUCGUGGCAGAUGCAAGGAAACAGGUAAAGAAAGAGCCUUUGUUCGAAAAGGCUGUGACUCCGAGUGAUGUGGGAAAGCUUAAUCGUUUGGUUAUCCCCAAACAACAUGCAGAAAGGUGGUUCCCUCUGGAUGUCGGGACCGGGGCAAGAGCCGCGCAGACGCUUUCUUUCGAAGACGAGUCAGGAAAGCACUGGAGGUUCCGGUACUCGUACUGGAACAGCAGCCAAAGUUACGUUUUGACGAAGGGAUGGAGCCGCUUCGUGAAGGAGAAGCUUUUGGUCCCGGGCGACAUCGUCUACUUCCAUAGGGGCCAGACAUCGGACUUGUACAUCGGCUUCAGGCGGAAGCCUGCUCAGGGUCCUCCGCCCCCCUCUACCUGCAUGGUGGCUGCCACGUCCGCUCUCGACUCUGGUCUUCACCAGCAUCAUCACCAUCAGCAACAGCAACAUCAGACCCGUCAUUACGUUCACAGCCAUGGAGGAGCGUUCGCCCCUCGCUUAGUGAACGCCUCGCCGCCGCUGCCGCCUUCGGCAGCUUCGGGAAUCCACUUGCCAGCCACUCUGCCUUGCGUCGUCCCGCCAACUCCGCCGUCGUUGAGGACUCCUGCUGCCCUUGCCGCUGCUGCUGCCGCUGCCGCCGCCGCGGCCGCCGCCGCGGCCGGCGCCAGUACUAGGACUCUACCUACCCCAGUGCCGCAGUCCUGGCUCCAGCUCGGCCACCAGUUUGACAUUCACGGAGGACCCUCCGUCGAUCUGCCAUCUCCGCCUUUGGAUGUCGGCGCUUUCAUGGGUGCCCUAGGCAGAUCCAUGCUGCAUCACCACCAGCCGCAUGCCACACCAGGCCUAGGCGGGAAUAACUUUGCACCGCCGCAGUGUCGGCCAGCAAGAGCGGCGCCCAAUCGGCAUGCGACUGCGGGACCUGCGGGACCAAGUUUUCAACCAGGCUUCUAUGAGACGGGUUGCCAACAGGGAUCGGAACCGAGGAUGAGGAUGCAACAAGUUGGUGACGCUGUGAGAAUGAGGUGCAUCGAGGAACCACCACCACAAGUGUUCGAUUGCAGAGGUAGCAUUAUCUUGUCCCCUACCUCACGACGCUCUGUUGGAAGUCAGGCUCCCGGCCCUUCGGCGGAUGCUAAUCAAACAAGGACCAAGGAGGAUGAAGAUGCGCAGGCCUGUUCAAACAAUACCCGACUGUUCGGUGUGAAUUUGGAGGUGGGGGCUUCCCCGGCGUCCCCCGUGACCAAUCAACAAAGCAACUCGAACAACGACAACAAGAAAAACAACGGGAACGACAACAUGAGUAAUGCCAACUCCAUCGGCGGUGGCGCUUUCGGACCGUCUGAGGCGAUUCUCGGCCGUGCGAAAGACGGGUGGAGCGACAGGGAUCAUGCCGGUCCGGUAGCAGGAUCUAGCCCUGGUCGACCGGGGGGCCUGACGUGGCAACCCGCGGUGCGGUGGCCGCCGGAAGCGUCGUCCGGUGGCUGCUCUGCUCUGGACUUACGACAAGGUCAGGGAAGCCGGGAACAGAUUGAGCGAGCGAAGCAACCCCAGCAGCUGCACCUGACUGCUAGAUGCUUCAUGGGACCUUCGCAGCUCUGCACUGCCCAUUCUCCCUCUCCCCCUCAUGCCCCAUCAUCGAUGCCGCAGCAUAACUUGGAAUCGUCGUCCUCUUACAGGGAUCCGCAUCUGGUCCCAACACACUUCGAGAAGGUGUUCGAUACCCCUCUCUCUUCUUUUUAUUCUGGCAAUAUUGAUCAUCAACAGUUUCAGCCGCAUCAUCCGCAUUACCAUCAUCCUCGUCAGGAUCGUCAUCACCAUGACCACCAGGCCAGUUCACAGCAUGAUGAUCGUCGUGACGACGACGAUCAGGACCUUUCUCUGCAGAUUCGAUGCGAUGUCAGGCCACCCCCCACGGUUACAGCUGGCACUUCAAGGGAAUUUUGUGCACCGAUUUUGAUGGAUCCCAUGGGGCAGGACAGGCCGGGUUUCUCGGAUCGAGGAGCUGGAGGCGUGGGUGCAGACAGAGGAGGAAGAGGAGGAACAGAUUCACAUCUCCUUACGGCCGAGGCACGGUUGGCCAUUGGCCAUCCACUCCAUGACGGUGACGAUUCUUCCAUCUUGACCUUGAGAAAACGGACGGCAUCCGAUGCCGGUCUCGGUCUCGGUUACGCCGAAGCCCAUUUUCUCGGAAGCACCCCAAAUGCCGACAUCGUUCUAAUGAAUCAAAAACAUCAACACAUGUGUUGAUGGACCGGGGUCGAAGGGGGGAAUGAGGGUGCAUGACUGCAAUCGCCUGCCGCGAUUCAUGUCUCUCGCACCCUUCGCUUCUUCACCCAGCUGCACACGCAGGCACGUCCGUAUGUGCACCUGUCUGCCUAUUAUCCCAUCCUCACUCGCAUGUAUACUCUCGCUCAGGCACGCACGCUCGCUCGCUUGCUUGCUCGCAUAGGUUCAGCGGGAGGGGAGGGGGAGGGGGAGGGGUCGGCUCGCUUGAGUCAUCAGCUGGGCAGAGGAACAGUGAUCAGGAGGCAGCGGAGAAUCGUUAGGCACGCGUCAAAGAGCAGUACACGCCAUCAGCCAGCGGAUCGAAGUAGAGAUGUCAGAAAAAGCGCGCUUGAGGUGUGUUGCAGUCAGCGAUGUCCUUGUCGCUUUCGAGGACACGUGUAGUGGUAGCUGUAGUAGCCGUAGAAUGCUACUGGCAUUGGUGCAGCCCAUCCAGACUGGUUAAGGGAGGAUGAGAGGGGGCUACGGAGUAGUGAGUACUGCGCGGUUGAAGCUGACGUGAGCGAAGGAUGCGAUCGGAGGGGGAAAGGAAACUCGGCUCGAGCGGUCGACCGCCUUAUGUGGAAGAUGGGGAGUUGGGGAUUUGGGUUUGAUCGGCGAUGAAUCGAUCAUGACCAACGGAUAUAAACGGACCAGGAUCCCUUGAAACGGAGGGAGGGGCUGCAAUACCAGAUGGAUGCUGACGGUACAUCCUUAUAUAGAGCGAUUGGUCACAGGAUUGUGAUAAAGGCGUGGGCAAAGA
Chara braunii is the source of this 6027-nucleotide messenger RNA. The record is from the annotation of a GenBank genome assembly. NCBI's taxonomy places the organism in Eukaryota, Viridiplantae, Streptophyta, Charophyceae, Charales, Characeae.